AUGGCUCGAGUUAGCCCCCAGCUACCCAACCUGGGUCGGAACCACCAAAUCUUCGUCUCUCCGCCUGAACCUUUGCUCACCCAGGUCGUCAUCUUUUUUCUCCCAUACUCCGGUACAUCUUCAAGGGUUGAUGCCCAUAUCUACACUGCAUGUGGCUUCGUCUCCUACUCCCGGAUGACCGUGGAUCCCUCAUCUGCUGUUUACCAAGCUGUAAAUUUCAUGCCGAUCGAAAAGACCGAAUCCGAAAUCUACAGAGCGCUCGCCUUCGCUUUAUGUCGCUAUUUUGUCGAACUUACGGUUGGCAUCAAAGGCACUGCGAGUGCGACUGCAAAAGUGGCUAGGUCUGCCAAACCGGAACCAUUCUCUGCUGCUCAUGCCGGAGAGCUAGCUGCCAAGCUUGUUCGAAUUGAAGAUGACCACGCUAUCUCGAGUAUUCUUGCCGCCUUAACACCUCGGUAUAUCCCAUCAAUCGAUAUUGAUCUCGUACUUCCGCAGCCUGGCACCUUUCAAUUAUCCAAAUACCAACGGUUACUCCAGUUCGUGGGAGACGUCCAUAAACAAGAUACCAACCUCAAACGCCGUCCGUCUCGAGUCGAACGAACCCGUCCUAAAUCAAUCGUUUCACUACCCCAGUCGAAUCCGGAAAAAGUCGCGAUAAAACUGCAGGAGCUACUGGAUACCGAAGUCAAUUACAUCGACAAAUUGCAAAAGAUAAUAUCAGAUGUGGUCAAACCGGAACGACAGAUUGCAGAGAGCGCUGGCGCGCCAGAGCCAAACGAAGCAGCACUUGCUCGGCUAUUCCCGUCUUAUCUAGAUGAGAUAUUGCAAUUGAACUCCAAGUUCCUGGAUGAGCUGACUAAGGCUAUGGAUGACGAUGAUGGGGUCACAGGAGUUGCCGAGGUCUUCUUGCGACACUUCCCGAAUUUUCACAACCCGUAUAGCCACUACAUCGCAUUGAACCCUGCGUCAUCGGGUCUCAUCGGUGAACUCAUGAGAGGCGGCACAGCAUUCUCCCAACGAUUAGCCGGUUAUGGUGAACAAUAUCUCAAAUCGACCUUGAUGGAACCUAUUCAACGAUUACCUAGAUACACACUCAUAAUUGAUGGUGUUAUAAACAAUAUCGCUGUCACAUCCCCUAUUUCUAGCAAGUUAAUCGAGGCUCGAGAUAUUGUAUCCAAGACCUGUGAAAUGCAGUCCGCUCCUGCUCAAGAAAGAGCACAAACUAUCGCUCGACUAUCCCAUCUAAUAUCCGGCUGGCCGACGAACUUUAAGCCUGGAGGCCCACUUGUAACUGCAGUUGAUCUGACAGAAGUUGCUGCCCCAUAUACUGACGCAGCCGAGAAAACCAAUGUUAUUCUUCUCGUUUUCACGGACUCAAUCGCAUUUAUAAAUCGGCCAGGCAGUGGUAGCAUGAAGGCUCAGGGGGUUCUCACGGAAAUCACUAUGCCGCCAUCCAUCCAAAACUCUUUCCGACGGGACGCUGCAGACCUGCACUUUGCCGGGUGUACCUCAUUGAAAUACAAUAGAUAUUCGACUUCUGAUAACGGUAGAGCGAUGUGGAUCACUCUAACAAAGGACUUAGAAGAGGUCUACGAUAUGCGAGAGUCUGCUGUUGGUAUGAAGAAAUUCUCGCCAUCAGGAUCGUGGGAAGGAAAGGCGAAUGAACUUGUCGAAGAAAUCAUUCAAGCUCAGCUGCAGUCUAAGAGCCGGGUACAAGAAAUUCGGUGGUCCGGAAACAGUAACUCGAAAUUUGAUGCCUUGGAGCUGUGGACAUCUGUCUACGAACCUAGGAACUACGAGCUAGAGAAGUCUCCUAGCCGAGCGCUUAUCCAAAUGGGAGUCGAGACUCCGAGCUUUGACAUAAGAACCAAAACUCCAGAGAUCUCUGCCACAAUAAACUUCGUUAAUUCUGGGAAGAUUCGCAUUGAUAUCUUGGAUAUGGGGAAAAUUGCUUUCACGGAGACUAUCGGGGAGCUAGACAUCCUAACGGUUAUCACAAAACGUAUAUCUAGUAUACUUGACAGGCAAUCCCACACUUCGCACCCCCCUAUUAGUGCAGCUAUGAUUCAGGGCCAUCGUCGAAUAAUCAGGUCGCUGAAUCUCUCGGCACCAGACUCCGACUCUCAUCAUUCCAAGUUCAAAACAUUUAGACCUCCCUCGCCAGUCAAGCUCUUGCACACAUUCCUUGGCUCUUCUAACGUAUCACCCGGCAAAUCCCCCUUCAAAGCAACUUCUUUCGAAAGCACAACCGAGAUGGCCCGACCCACUGUACUCCUGGAAAGGCCUCACAGUGUUCUAUACCGUGCUGAUGGUAGCAGUGUGGCCCCAGUUGAGGAUGCUGCGAUUCGUAUGAAGGAUAUCAGUUUAGUAGAGAAUCACCCGCAGCAGGGUGAUAGCUAUCAUAAACAACUUGAACGUGUGCUAGAUGCCUUUGUUUCAGUUCUAGACGGUAAACUUUCGAAGGAGGUGCAGCCCGGAUUCACAUACUCUCGCAAGAACUCAAAUAGUCACGUUGUGGAUCAAUUGCUGAAGGCCAUGCUGACGGAUUCAAGUAAAACGGCUGCUGCACAAGCGGCUGGAGUCGAUAUCGUGCUGAAUUCGUUCGAAAAGUUCCUACAAGGCAAGUGGAGAGAAGCCAUGGGGACACUAUUGUCGCAAGAAACAGUCAAAGAUCUCCAAUCAAAGCUAGACUCACUUCAUCCGGACGACUUCUCAAAAUACUUCAAAGACUUUCUGGAGAAUCUAGGUCCGCAGAAUAAGAGAGGGUUUAACAAAAUCACAACAUUAUUUUCGCGUUCCAUCCAUAGAGCAUCCACCGACGAGGCCAAAAACUCUCUCAGGACAGUGUUCACCGAAAUUCUCAUCGCCUCAGGUCUUACAAGUUCUAAAAUCAGUGAAGUCGCCAAACUACACGCCGAGCUACUUCUCUACAUGCUCAACUACAUCGAAACUAUUAACAUGUUGAAUAGUAAGUUCCACAAAUUUCCUACUGAAGUUUGUGAUGAGGAAGAUAUGCCACCUCCAUUACCACGGCAUUCUGCCUACUAUCAGGAUUGCUAUGAAGUUGAAAAACUUGAUCAUGAACCCAUGAAAAGACCACCCACUGUAUCUCGAAUACCUGAGCUCUUCCGCACUCGUUCUCUGAACCCAGUCAAGAAAAGCCUGUUCGAGAGGAAAGACUCGAUCCGAAGAGGUCAAGAACCGGAUAGGUCCCCAAGUCCAACACGUGGACGACCGCCUUUCAAAACAUCUAGUUCCAUGAAUCCCCUUCAACGCGGCAGUGGUUUCGAAUCAAGUGAAUCCGAAUCUUCUAUUUCGCCAGUUCGCUCUGAUAAACGAGCCAUGGACAUGUUGAAAGAAGGAUGGCAAACUGCAAAACAAUUAACCCGUUCUUAUUCACCUACUAAACCCCCAUUUACAGGCUAUAGUGAGGCGAACUCGAGCACCCCGCAUACGCCAGCGCAAGACAACGGUGUGUUGAAGAGGAGCAAAACGACAGGGACAUACGGGGCUAACGCGAGCGGUGGCACGGGUAUCCCCACAGUCGUACCGCUUUCAAGUUCGAGUAGUUUACGAAAAAGGUUCGGAUUGUCGAAUACUGGCUCAGAAGUUGGCGAAUCACCAUCUGCUACCACUUCUGAAAAGGGGACGAACGGGACAGCGGCGAACAGUGGCUAUGGUAGUCUCAGCAAGUCGUCUGUUAAGUCGAUGUUACGACAAAGAAGCAAUAGGAGUGGUAAGGAGAAAGAAAAGGAAAAGGAGAAAGAUACAUUGUUGACCACGCCUACCAAGCUGGGUAACCUGCAUCGAAGCCAAAGUACAGACACUGAUAUUCGUCGAGACUUCUAUGAACGGGACGUAAUCCCUAGGCCGAUGAGUCGGGACAGUGGGCCUAAGAUCGGAAGCCCCGCAAUGCCAGAACGUAGUGCUGGUCCAACCUUAGUUAUCCCCAAAAAUACAGGUGCCAGUACCCCUUCGGCGAAUCCAUUAAGUCCUAUUGUCGCAAGCCCUGUGGCCGAGCCCACCUCACGAAACGCUUCUUCAGCUUCGAAUAACAUCACAGCGGAGGGAUCGCCAUUGCCCGCGCUAAGAAGGAAGAAGAGAAGAAGUUCACUAAGCGAUCUAGUAGCAGCUAAGGAUCUGCUAGAUGCAGAUGGCGAAGAAGCAACAGAUUACGAUGACCUCCCACCAAUUUCUGGCUUGGAUAUUUCCCCAAAGAGGAAAGAUAGUGUUGAUCGCAAGGAGAACGUGCAUUCCAGUGUUGGAAGCAUGGGUCCACCACCCGUGCCAACUCACGCGAAGAAUGCAAGUUUAGGAGGAACAAGGGAUAGAAUAAUCGGAAGUCCUGCCCCGCCGGCGAUGUAUAUGGAUAACAUUGCCCCAUUGAAUGUUAGCGGUGUAAGAAUGAAUCGUGCACAUAGCGACGCGGGCAGCACCAAUUCGACGAAAACUAAAAGCUCAACGACUGGUAGCACGACACAAACCAAACCAGAUUUGGAGAGGACUGGAAGCACAGGCUCAAGGGUGAGCGCUGGCGGGAACAACAGCAGGUUAAGUAACAGGCUUGCUGGUGAGAAAAUGAAUGUUAGCAAAGUCUCUGGGACUUUAGAGCAGGAGUUGGCGUUGAUUGGGCAGGAACUACUCGCAAAGAGUUCUUCGAAAAGAAAUAGUGGGGCCAGUUCCACCAUUACCAAAACGGAAACAAAAAGUAUUGUGGGGAAUCAUAACGAAUCUAGACUUUCCCGUGGUGGUAGCUCAGGCUCUACGGGUGGAGCGAGUUCGGCCAGUGUUGAUGAAGGAAUUCGCCGGAAGCUACGACUCAUGGAGGGUAAGCUGAACAGCACGGUCAACGACCUAAACAAACGGUAUGAAAAUCUAAGCAAAGAAACUCAUGCUGCACUUGCCAAAGAGAUAAAGAGAAACCAAGAGGUAGAGAGAAUGUGGCAAGAUGAGCGAAAUGAGAAUGAUGCGGUGUACAAUAAGUUUAACGAAGGGUUGGAGAAGUGUGUCAAAGGGCUUCAAGGACAAGCGGACGAGGAUAGAGUUGGGCUAGUGAGGAUGCUAGUCCAGAGUCAAGAAGAGGUGGGAAAGUUGAGGGCGGAGGUUGCUGCACUAAAGAAGGAAAAUAUCAACCUCAGGCAUGGACGACUUACAGAGCUGUGA
Messenger RNA from Orbilia oligospora ATCC 24927, 5163 nucleotides. RefSeq lists its product as uncharacterized. Gene Ontology annotation, molecular function: guanyl-nucleotide exchange factor activity. NCBI's taxonomy places the organism in Eukaryota, Fungi, Ascomycota, Orbiliomycetes, Orbiliales, Orbiliaceae. Bases 1 to 5163 code for a protein of 1720 amino acids. The record is from RefSeq and is a predicted model, not a curated record. The transcript has 7 exons.